GUGCUUUGGAUGCAGUGUGAGGAUGAGGCAGUCGGCGAUCUCCGCAAAGGAGUCGGGAAAUCGACUGAUAUGUACCGGAGUCGGCGAGCGUCUCGUCAUUGAUUCCAGCCACCAUCCCAGGGCUCUAUCAUAUAGAACACUGGCAACGACCCUGGGCGCAGCGAUCUGGUCUGCAGCUCUUUUAUGCGUCGAGGUAUCGUCAAGUCCGGGAAUGCCGGGAAUUCCUCCAAAGCGUCUUCGAAAGCGUCCAAGGCACCCGUCGUACAGCCUGCCACCCCAAACACUGACGACAAGCCGCUUUUCCCUCCGGGAUCCAAGUACCCUCUCAGUCUACUGAAUGAGAGAUGUCAGAAGAAUGGCUGGGAGAAGCCAGUCGUCGACACACGCAAACAAGUAGACGGCUAUUCUUUUGCGGUCACCCUGAGUAGAGUCAACAAGAAAACAUCUAACAAAGAAUCCGUUCGUCUGGAGCCCCAUCCGCCCUACGUCCUACCUAGUGCGCUCGAAGCCCGUCACUGGGGUGCGACAUAUGCGCUGUAUCGCGUUUGUAAUGGGAUUCAGCUGAAUCGAGUGCUGCCUGCUGGGCCGCGGGACUACUGGAACGCGCUGGCUGCUGAGCACAAGAACGUUCCAGAGCAUCAGAAAUGGAUGUACGACGCAGACCCUUUCGCGGCUCGCAGAGCGGUCGACGACCGCCAGACCAAGGUUGCCCAAAGGAGAGAAGCGACCUCAUCCGAGGGUGGCGCAUCAAGAGACGUCAAGCAUGGUUCCCGAGAAUUUGAGAAUGCUCCGGAGGCAAAAAUGGCUGGAUCCUUGCGCGAACUGGUCGAAGACAGUAUCAAAAAGGCAAUCGCGUUGUAUCCAGAAUCAGAGGACGCUGUUCCCCCUGUCAUCCCUGUUGAAGACGCUCAGCAACUUCUCCAGCAACUCAGUGUACUGGGCUUCAAGCCUGUACAGGCACGUAGUGCCAUAACGGCGCUCUCACAGACAUCUCCGAUCGCUGCCACUUUAUUACGGGAGAAUCCACCUUUGCAGGCAUGCAUCGAGUACCUCAUUCUGCAAGUGCCCGAAUGCGAUCUCCCCCAACGUUUCUUGCCUGCUCUCAAUUCCUCGAACUCCUUCGUCACCGCAGCGCAUGCAGGGACCACUGAUCUCAAAAUGCGUUGGGCCGAAGAGAAGGCCGUCAAAGAAUGCGGAUGGCCUGCCCAUAUCGUGAAGGAGUGCAUGGCAGACGAGACGGUAGCCAGUGACUGGGAGCUCCUUGCGUCGGCGCUGAACCGACGCCUGCUCGGCGAUGACUGGACUGGCCUGUCGCAAGGGCGAUCUUCCGCGAAGCAUUUCGAAAGCCUCGACGGGGAUGAAUUGGAGGCUCUCGGUGCGCACAGGUCCGAGAACAACGAGUUGGUGGUUCCCUUGCCCUGCGCUCCCUUCAGACUCAUCAUUGUCCCGUCGUCUGAUGGCAAGUUCCGACAUGAUUACCCUCCUGCGAUGUAUGUCGCAUCUUCAUCCGUGCCCGCUUACAUCCGUCUGCACCUGGUCUCAAGACUACUGGUGGCUCUCAAGGACGGCCUGUUGCCAGAGGAGGACGAGAGUUUCAUCAUGGGUGCUGUCCGACUCUUGGAGGAAGAGUGGAUCUCGGUCGAGGACUCGGGUCCUCCCGACAUGGCUACUGUUCUGCAGAACCUCACGCCCAGCGCAUCGCAAUCUACUCCAGUCGAAGAAGCAGAAGCGAGGAGUACUCCUGGUGCCGAGAAACGCAACGGUCGGCGGAAGCGUGUCGGGCGGAAGCAGGACGAUCGUUCAGAUGCCCGCGUCAAGGAAGAGUUCACGCAACUCACCAAGACCGACAAAUAUCUACAAAUACUUGCUGGACGACAGAAGCUUCCUGCGUUUGCUGCUCGAGACCAAUUUCUGGAUGCGCUAGAGAGGAGCAGGUGUGUUGUGGUAGUGGGAGAGACAGGUUGCGGGAAGACGACCCAACUUCCUCAAUUCGUGUUGGACUCGUUAAUUCUCGGCGGCCAUGGAUCCAGCGCAUCGAUUAUUGUAACUCAGCCGCGUAGGCUAUCGGCGAUUGGCGUCGCUGCCCGAGUCUCCGCAGAACGCCUGGAAGACGGUUCUGUAGGAUACGCUAUCCGUGGCGAGAGCAAGCAGGACCACAGAACGAAACUGCUGUUCUGUACGACUGGUGUUGUCUUGCGACGUCUAGGUGCAGGUGACAGGCUGAAGGAUGUGACGCAUGUAGUCGUGGAUGAGGUCCAUGAGCGUUCGGUCGACGGUGACUUCCUCCUGCUCGAGCUGAAGGAGCUAUUGCGAACGCAUCCGAAGCUCAAAGUAAUCCUCAUGUCUGCAACGAUCAAUCACGACAUUUUUGUUAAAUACUUUGACGGCGCUCCUUUGCUAACAAUACCGGGAUUCACACAUCCAGUGGAGGAUAGAUAUCUCGAAGACUUUAUGGCUCAUAUCGGCUAUCGUCCCUCUGCGUCGGGGCGCACAAAGAAGGGCAAGGAAGCUGAAGAAGAGGGCAAGAAGCUUCAUGACGAUCUUGUCGCGACGGGCGUCGACGAUGAAACUGCGCAGGCCAUUCAAGCUAUCAGUCGCUCGGAUCGAAUCGACUUCGACCUCAUAUAUGCUCUCACUAAACACAUCGUCACGACCUCAGAAAAGCGAGGAGGCAUUCUUAUCUUCUUGCCUGGAGUACAGGAGAUUCGACAAUGCACAGAUAAACUUCGGAGUAUCCCAGAGACGCACGUACUACCCCUGCACGCCAACCUGUCCAAUGAAGAACAGCGCCGUGUCUUCGCACCUGUUAAAGGCUGGAAAGUCGUCGCAGCCACCAAUGUGGCAGAGACAUCUAUCACUAUCGACGACAUUAUAUACGUGGUGGAUUGCGGGAAAGUCAAGGAGACGCGCUACGAUCCACAGCGGAGCUUGACCAGCCUUGAGGAACAAUGGGUGACCCGCGCAGCCGCCAAGCAGCGCAGAGGUCGUGCAGGCCGCACUCAGCCCGGCAUAUGUUACAAGCUGUUUACCAGGCUACAAGAGCGGAAGAUGGCAGCGUUCCCUAUACCGGAGAUCCAACGAGUCUCCCUGGACAGCAUCGCACUGACGGUCAAGGUAGUCCACAAUGAUGUGAAGACGUUCCUAGCUCGUGCCAUCGACCCGCCAGAACUGACCGCAAUCGAUGCUGCUUUAUCCACUCUCGAGGAUCUAGGGGCUGUCGAGACCGAUGGUGAGCUUACACCACUGGGACGACACAUGGCUAUGCUGCCCGUCGAUCUGAGGCUUGGAAAGAUGAUGAUCCUAGGCACCAUCUUCCAGUGCUUGGGACCAACACUAACGAUAGCGGCCAUGCUGUCUUCGAAACCUUUGUUCGUGAGUCCGAUGGAGAGAAGGGACGAAGCCACACAGGCUCGGGCUUGCUUCGCUACAGGUAACAGCGACUUGUUGACCGAUAUGCAUGCAUACGACGAGUGUCUCCGCCUACGCGACGAAGGAAGAUCACAACACAACAUACGAGCCUUCUGUGAGGAGAACUUCAUUGCGCCGUCCACGAUCCGUGACGUCACCUCUCUGAAGCAAGAUUUCUUCGCUUCUCUUGUUGAGCUCGGCUUUGUCCCGCCUUCAGCCAGAAUGCACGAUCCCUCGUUGAACGCGAAUUCCGCUCACGAAAACUUGCUCAAAGCGGUGAUCCUGGGCGCGCUCUGGCCACAGGUUGCCCGCGCUGUGCUGCCACGGUCGGCUGUCAAGUUUGACCGCGUUCAAGCAGGCACGGUGCAGCGCGAUAACACUGCUCGUGAGUUUCGACUGUACGACCUGAAAGGCGGCGAGAGGGUCUUCGUGCAUCCUUCAUCCGUCCUCUUCAGCGAGGCAGCAUGGCGUGCGCCGUUCGCGGCCUACUUCCAGAAGCAAGCAACAAGCAAGGUCUUCUUGAGAGAUGCCACUGAGGUCCCGAUCUAUGCCCUUCUCCUGUUUGGCGGACCCGUCGCUGUGAACCAUAUCGGGGGUGGCCUUACCAUAGGUACAAGGGGCGCUUUCGUGAAACUCAAAGCCUGGCCCCGUAUUGGCGUGCUCGUCAACCAGUUACGCCGGCUUCUCGACGUGCAAUUGAAGCGAUGUAUAGAUGAAGGUACCAUGCUUGACGUAGGCUUGGGUAACCCGGUGGUGCGGGCGAUGUUGGCAUUGCUAGACAACGACGGACUGUCGUCUUGAAAGGUACUCAGUCACCCAGCGACUUCGCGGUCAUGCUCACAUGUCUGGUGUAGUCGAUGGUAGUCGUUGUGGCACAUAUAAUUACGGGUAGUCGCAGAUGUCAUGCGGAGUACACCUGUCUCGACGACGCAGAUUAGGGUCGACAGGAAUAAUGAAGACCUCAGUGGUACAUUGUUACAUGAGGGGUUUCGCAGCGGCCUCCUCGGCCUGCCGGCGGAACUGA
Fomitopsis serialis is the source of this 4432-nucleotide messenger RNA. RefSeq names its product P-loop containing nucleoside triphosphate hydrolase protein. The record is from RefSeq and is a predicted model, not a curated record. The transcript is spliced from 18 exons. Lineage: Eukaryota; Fungi; Basidiomycota; Agaricomycetes; Polyporales; Fomitopsidaceae. Gene Ontology annotation, cellular component: intracellular anatomical structure. The coding region runs from base 184 to 4209 and encodes 1341 amino acids. Gene Ontology annotation, molecular function: ATP binding; RNA binding.